Messenger RNA from Lactuca virosa, 2698 nucleotides. NCBI's taxonomy places the organism in Eukaryota, Viridiplantae, Streptophyta, Magnoliopsida, Asterales, Asteraceae. The record is from the annotation of a GenBank genome assembly.
UGUAAUUUAAUCUUGUGAUUUCUAUUACACGACCCGUACUGUAUCACAUAUUUCGAUUCGAUUUGUUCAAUUAUUUAACUAUCAACCACUAGGAGUAGAUCUGUCACAUGUCUCCGUCUCAGCCCCACAUCCUCCGCUACUUUAAUGGCCGAUCUGAUCUGACAUUAAAUUUAUUUUUUCUUGUGGGUCAAAAUAUUAGGAAUUUAUAGUCAAGAAACAGUUUAAACUUUUUACUAAAUUCUCAUCCAUCAAUCUUUAUCAUCUGUAUCGAUUUGUUUUCACCUACUUUAUUACGAAAAGCAAAACCAUUUAUGCAACAACUUUGUAAAAAAACAAAAUUUAUGUAAAUCUAUCAUCAAAAAGUCGAUCCAUCUUGUUGAGAUUACAUCUUUUCACCUUUACACGGUUAAUCUUUCCAAAAUUCACCAAGCAUUUGUGGGAAAUUACACGAGAAUCUGAUUGGUAAACUGAUGCCCACCAGGUGUUUGUUAAAAUGCCUUUACGAGUUCCUUUUUGUUUUACUCUAGUUCGAUAAGUUACUUUGUUGGUAAUAAAAAGAUGGAACAUGUGGUCUGUGGAAAUAUGAUUUGUAUCUCCUAUGUUUACCUUUCAUGGGGUUCUUUUAGGGAUCAUGAUUAGGUUUUCAAUUUUUUAUCAGAUGUCCAGACAGAUGAGAAAGAGACAAGCCUUUUUCACGACUUCAUAAAAACUGAUGGAUAAAUAUGAAGUUAUACAAAACACUCCACAUGCAUAUUUCUUGUAGGCUUCAGUUUUCGACCUUUCUUUUUGUCUUCAUUCUGAUAAUUUCUCGGAAACUUGAGGGUGUUUUUAGUCUUGCUCAUUAUCUUUAAUUAAUAGCCCAUGCUUCUUUCUAUCUGGAGGUCCAUCUACUUCACAGUUUCUUGGAGGCUUUAUUAGCUCUUAUCUUGAAGCGUUUUAAUGGGUGAAUCUAUGGUGGAAGCACAAAACAUUGAAAACAAGAUGAGAGAAUCAGUCGCCUCUCGUGAGACUUUGGGAGUAUCGGUUUCUUUCGACGAAGUCGGAAAAUGCUCGACGCCUGGAUCUGUAGCGCAAAAGAAAGCUUUUUUUGAAGCUCAUUACAAAAAAAUCGCCGCCAUGAAAGCUGAAGCAGAGGCGGAGGCGGAGCUAUUAAAUCAACAGAAAGCAAGGGAAACAGGUCCUUCAAGAUCAGACGAUUAUCCACAAGACAAUUUCGAAGAUACUAAGAAAGAACAAGAAGAAGGUAUCGAAAGUAAGCCUUGCGAAAACGACGAAGAACUGCAAGUCGAGAUUUCAACAAUGGAGGGAUCUGAAAAUUUUCAAGACGCGAACCACGAAGAAGUUUCUUCAGUAAAAGAUGAAAGCUUUGAAGAAGUUUCCAUGAUUGUAUUAAACAACAGUCGUGAUAAUCCAGAAGAAGCUAUUCUAGUAAAAGAUGAAACCUUUCAAGAUGAAUCUGAGCAUUUGUUACAAUCUCAAACCCCGAUAGUGUUAAACGUCAAUGGCGAUAAGCUCGAUGAAGCUGUUUUGGUCAACGAUGAGAGUAUGAAACUGGUCAAACAACAUUUCAAAGUCGAUUUAGAAGACCCCAAAGAAAGUAAGCAAGAGACUCCAAAACCAAAAGCUAAAAAGGUAAAUCCAACGAAAUUAGAAAUGAAGAAGAAACCAACGUCAAUUAUACCCAAAUCCCCUGAAACAUCAUCGACAAGAUUAUUAAAACCAAAAGCAACUCCUACACCCAUGGCGUCCACUCGAUCAUCAUCAUCAAAAAAAGCAAAUGCCACAUCAUCAUCAUCAUUAAAGAAGACAAAUGCCACAUCAUCAUCAUCAUCAAAGAGCAUACGAACUGCUCCAAUGUCGCUUCAUUUAUCAAUGAGUAUGAAUUCUGUAACUUCUGAUACAGCUUCUUCUUCUGUUGCUUCAUCAAGAAGACGAUCUUUAUUCAUGGAGCAAAUGGGGGAUAAAGACAUUGUUAGGCGAGCUUUUAAGACUUUUCAAAACAGAAUUAAUGAAUUACCCAAUGAAAUCAAACAGAUAUCAAUAAAGGAAACAGAGUCCAAGGCUUCAACUUCCAUGGCAUCUCAGAAAGAAAAUGAAAGAUCAAGAAAAGCAGCAGAGAAAAUCAAUCCUGCUAGAGGGAAAUUAGAACAAACAUGGAAAUCCGAAUCAUUAGGGAAAAAGGCAACAUCAUCAUCUUCAGUAGUUUUGAGAAGCAAUGAAAGAGCCGAAAGACGAAAAGAGUUCUUCAAGAACUUAGAGCAAAAGUCAAAUGCUAGAGAAGCAGAAAGAACUCAAAAAUUAAUUCAAAAUCAAAGGAAGUAAAAGAAGCUGAGAUGAAAAAGCUUAAACAAAACCUAUGUUUCAAAGCAAAACCAAUGCCAAGUUUUUAUAAAGCGCAAGGGCUAUCAAAAACCACUUCAGAAAAGGAGGCUAUAAAAAAUGGAACACAAAGGCGACCCGAUUCACAUAAUAGGUGAUAUGUCCUUGUGAGUUCUUUAGAUGAAUUUAUUAUGAGGAUGUUUGUUAAGUUGUAGAAAAAGUAGGGCCCAUCAAGUAUAGUCUUGGAUAUUGUGUGUAAUGUAAUGUCACUGUUUUUGUACAUUGUUAGCUUUUAGACUGAAAUAUGAAGGAAAAUCAGCCCAAAACUGAAAAUUGUUUACCCUUGUUUCAACUAUAUCGGUUUAAAAUUGGAUUGAAA